Molecule: messenger RNA, 597 nt
Organism: Letharia lupina
Lineage: Eukaryota; Fungi; Ascomycota; Lecanoromycetes; Lecanorales; Parmeliaceae
Exons: 3
Coding region: 1-597 (198 amino acids)
Biological process (GO): carbohydrate transport; transmembrane transport
Cellular component (GO): membrane
Molecular function (GO): carbohydrate:proton symporter activity
Source: RefSeq, a predicted model, not a curated record
AUGGUCCAAUUAUCCGGGAUCGAUGGCCUCCUCUAUGUUUAUCUAGCGGCACAGCCUCCUUCCUUGCAUCCGGAGUCCUCAGCUAUCCUCAUGUUAGUAGUAUCAAUCCCUGCUUUCAUCUCCGCAGAUAGCUGGGGUCGCAGAACUUCGAUCAUCACUGGUGGCAUUGGUCUAUCCGGUUGUAUGUUUGUCAUCGGCAGUCUCUACGCAACGAAUAGUGUCCACGCGCACUCUGGAUCUGGCAGAUGGUUCGCCAUACUGCUCAUCUUCGUCUUUGCUCCAACGUACUGUGGAACAUGGGGAAUUGUUGGCAAAAUUUACGCCAGCGAAAUCCAACCGGUCCAGACGAGAGCUGCGGCAAACAGCGUUGCGCAGGGUCUGAAUUUCUUCACAAACUGGCUCGUGGCCUUUGCCACUCCCAUUUUCCUUGCACGCUCCUCCUUCGGCGCAUACUUCCUUUUCGGUGGACUAUCCCUUUUCACGCUCAUCAUACUCGCGCUCUUUAUGCCCGAAACACGAGGACGGGGUUGGAAGAAAUCCAAGACGGGUGCCGCAGGCCAUCGGUUAACCCGGCUCGACUCGGUCGCAAGAUGUUAG